AUGGAAGCUGGGGCUGCCACACAGCCCUGCAGCAUAGUAGGACUCCCUGAAUCCUCGGGGGGUGGACCUCUGAGGGUUCCUGAGAGCCAAAGUGUGGACCCCAAACAAGUGGAGAUUGAGUCCAGCAAGGAGAUUGCCUUGUCCAUUUGCUUCCAGGCAACUGCACCUUUCAUGUUUGCUGGCCUGAGGUUGUCCUGGGCUGGCAUGCUUUUGAACUACCCCCAGCACUGGCCCGUGUUUAUGGAAGUUAAAGACCUUUUGACACUGGUGACACCCCUGGUGGGCCUGAAGGGGAAUCUGGAGAUGACACUGGCAUCCAGGCUCUCCACAGCUGCCAACACUGGACAAAUUGAUGAUCCCCAGGAGAAACACAGAGUCAUCAGCAGCAACCUUGCCCUCAUUCAGGUGCAAGCCACUGUUGUGGGACUCUUGGCUGCUGUGGCUGUGCUGCUGUUGGGUGCUGUGUCCAAGGAGGAGUUCGACUUGGCCAAAGUGGGGUUGAUGUGUGCCAGCAGCAUCCUCACUGCCUUCCUCGUGGCCUUCGCCCUGGGAGUACUAAUGGUCUGUAUAGUGAUUGGUGCUCGAAAGCUCGGGGUCAACCCAGACAAUGUUGCAACACCCGUUGCAGCCAGCCUGGGAGACCUCAUCACACUGUCCAUUCUGGCUGUGGUUAGCAGUUUCUUCUAUGGACACAAAGACAGCUGGUUUCUGAUGCUACUGGUCUGCAUUGGCUUUGUGGCUCUGAUCCCCCUGUGGGUCCUCAUCGCCAAGCAGAGCCCACCUAUCAUGAAGAUCCUGAAGUUUGGCUGGGUCCCCAUCAUCCUGGCAAUGGUCAUCAGCAGUUUUGGAGGGCUGAUUUUGAGCAAAACCAUUUCUAAGCAGCAGUUCAAAGGCAUGGCCAUAUUCACUCCCAUCAUAUGCGGUGUUGGUGGCAAUCUGGUGGCCAUUCAAACCAGCCGAAUCUCCACCUACCUACAUAUUUGGAGCACACCCGGGGUCCUACCCCUUUGGAUGAAAAACUUCUGGCCCAACCCGUGUUCCACUUUCUGUAUGCCAGAAAUCAAUUCCAUGUCAGCUCGAGUCCUGCUCUUUCUGGUGGUGCCAGGCCAUCUGAUUUUCUUCUGUGUCAUCCACCUGGUGGAAGGUCAGUCAGUCACAAGCAGCAAGACCUUUAUGGUACUCUACCUGCUAGCGGGCCUGAUCCAGGUGACAAUUCUCCUGUACCUGGCAGAAGUGAUGGUUCGGCUGACUUGGCACCAGGCCCUGGAUCCUGACAACCACUGUAUCCCCUAUCUCACAGGACUGGGGGACCUGCUGGGGACUGGCCUCCUGGCACUCUGCUUCCUUAUCAACCGGUAG
Otolemur garnettii (small-eared galago) is the source of this 1359-nucleotide messenger RNA. RefSeq names its product solute carrier family 41 member 3-like. The transcript is spliced from 10 exons. The record is from RefSeq and is a predicted model, not a curated record. Gene Ontology annotation, biological process: monoatomic cation transport. Gene Ontology annotation, cellular component: plasma membrane. NCBI's taxonomy places the organism in Eukaryota, Metazoa, Chordata, Mammalia, Primates, Galagidae. Bases 1 to 1359 code for a protein of 452 amino acids. Gene Ontology annotation, molecular function: monoatomic cation transmembrane transporter activity.